GUCUUGUGUUUUGUUGUACACGUCAGUCGAGAUGUGCACACAUUUACUCUUGCUGGUGUUUCUGAGUCUAUACUUCAUCCCUUUUGUGUUGUCUGUUCCCAAUUAAAGGAGCUCUGUCAUUAUGUAUUUGGAUAUCUGCUCAGGCGUCACAUGAUUCCUGCUCAGGUUAGCCUGAGGUGUGCUGAAAUGGUGUACAUUUUUAUUCACGGUGAGUUUGGCACAAUCAAGUCAAUCUGGAGCGCAUUUCCCAUGAUGUCAUGGGACGUAUGCUGAGAUGGUUUAUUAGAGUGUGCAUAUGUGUGUGUGUGUGUGUGUGUGUAGUCAGUGGGCUGUUUUAAACUGCCAGACAUUGAUCUCAGAAAAGGAAUGUUACACUGUGAGAUGAGGAAAAGAGGGAGAAAACAACAACAGAAGGGGGAGGACAGAGAUAGAGAGAGAGAGAGACAUACAAAGGGAGAGAGAGAGAGAGAGAGAGCGAGGACAAGAGGAUAGACCAGUGGGGCCGGUUUGUGCCACUGUACACAUCCCAUCAUGCAAUGCUAACACAGAGAAACAACAGCGAGGGAUGGAUAAGGAGCCGAUGUCAUUACACAACAGAGAGCCGCCUUUAUCAUGAAGCCUUGUCAGCGACACAAAAGUCGAACAAAGGUAAGGCGUUGGGAGCUCAUCGGUGAAGGUCUGCUGGGGAACUCAAAGAAUUCCAUGGAUAGAAGAGCAUAAAAAUGAGUACCGCCAGACAGCCAACCAUUAGCGCACAAUGGUUAGCUUGAACCUAACGUAGGAAACUGCCGCUGCCCAAUCCCUUGGAAUAACGUAAAUAAAUCCAGUGCAGUCAUCGAUUCUCUUUUUAAAGAUUUGGCUCUUGACAGGUGCUCAUUAACUUUGUUUAUGCUCUUGACAAUGGAUGUGUCCCUGCUCUCCGCUCCAGCGACUGAGUACACUAAUCAGAGGACUUUGCUGAGCCUCACGAGUGCGUCUGCCAACUCUCCGUCUGGCAGUCUCACUCGCAGGUCAGGUGUUAGGCGAGGCCGAGCUGAGGAACUUGAAGAAAGACGGAAACAAACUGGAUUAGUCGCAUCGAGCAAGAGAGACGGAUUGUUUGACGGCCAGGAUCUUUGGAUGGGACUGAGCUCUGAUUUCCAAGGCCGGACUACGAGUGGCAAAGGUUGGGAUGACGAAAAGGAGCAAUCGAGGUCAGUUUCUUCCGGUCUGAGUCACAAUGACAAAAUAGACAAGAAAACCACAGACUUUGGCAUCAAUAGAAGUCGUAACUACAACCCUGCGUCUGAGAGACAAACUGGAACAGAGUGGAGGAGGAGCAGGAGUGUUGACUGGAGGUCAGGAGCAAGAAGUCCUGACCGAGGCACGCGACGAUCCGAUACCUCAGCAUGGUCAACUGAAGAAAACAACCACGGAAAGAAGGAUACUUCAGGUCUGAGAGGCGGAUCUAUGCCUUCAUUCAGGACUUCUGUAUGGGUUUCUCCAGUCAGCAGUAGCGCCAAAUGUCCUUUGGAGCAAACCUUGGAAGCGAUGGAUGGAGGUAACUCUUUCCCUUUAAGGCUAAAGUCUGCCUCUGAUGCGACCUGGGACUCAAGAGACCUUGGUUCUUUUGGGGCUAAAAGAGGCCAGAGUAUACUGGAACGCAUAGAGAAGCUCUAUGGCGCAUCCAAAAAUGAGGAUUUUAGCAAAGUUCGGUCUUUGUCCUACUCGGAACGAGACCGAUACGACGGAAAGGGUGUCUUGAACAUUUUGCCAAGUUCUUAUGAUGAGGCAACAGAAGGAAACUUUCCCAGGCGUGGCUCUGCUGGUGAGAGAAGCUACCACAGUCCAACGGACACGAAUGGAUCGUUCGCCAGGCCACUUCUUGACAUCAGUGCUCCGGGUUUGAACAACUCACCCUUCCCAAGAACCAGAGCGAGAUUACCGGAGGGACAAUGGCAAGAACGGAUCUAUGGGAGAUAUUCGGACAUAGGUGGCGUCAGCGGGGGUAAAGAGUUCAUGGAGACAAUGUCUCUGGACAGAGCAAGGAGCAGGAACACCAUAGCCGGUCAGAUCAGAAUGGCUCGGACUGCUCAGUCAAAUACUUUAUUAGAGCAAACAACUGCAAGCAGAGAAGGAAAUGGAAGCAUGGAUCUCGGAAAUGUAAAUUGGGAAAGGGAAAAGAACGACGCUCCGAGGAUAAAUGUGACACACAGAACAUUUACACCAGAAAAGGGAAACCUGACCGAGUUUGAACUCAUGGGGAGUUCUGAAAAUGUCUUUGAGUCCCAUCUACACAACUCCAGAUCCAAUACCGCGGAGUCUAGGGUUCACCCGGAAACGCAGUCUUCAUCAAUCAGUGUGAGGAACAAGAUUAAUCAGUUUGAGGCCCUGACACAGAGAUGUCAGGGUUCUAAGACCGCCAUGCCCAGACGGGCCUUUUCCGUGCCAACACGACUCUACAGUGCCCACGACAGCUUGAAGAGAGAGUCAAGAACUGGUACCCGGGGUGACAGGUACACGGGUCUGAAUGAAUUAGAGGAGAAUGGGAGGAAAUCAGAGGAGAAAGGAGGUCCACGUCAACUAAAAAAUCAGUCGCAAAGAUCUUUGUCAGUGGAUGAGAUUGGACAAAAGAUGGAAGGACCAACGAUGGAUCGUGUUAACAAAUACACAGUUACACAUUUUAGCGAAUAUUCCAAAUUGAAGCAUACGCAAAAAUCAGAAAAUACCCAAGAGCACACAAACUUCUACUUGGACGAACCCGACCAUGGUAAAGCCUCAAGCAACAAAGACCGCAGAAGCACCAACACAGACUUACCAAGCGACCCUGAUCACCCCGCAUAUGCAAAACCUGGUGUGAUCAUUUUAUCCGUCGCUGAUGAAGACCAGACUCCAACAAACUCCCCAAACCACUCGCCGUCAUGGUCUCCAGUCUCCUUACCGAUCCAUAACUCUUCACUUGUACCGACUGAAAAAGAAAGCCAAGCGUGCCUUCCGACCCCCGUACGCCCCCUCGCCUCGUCCUCUCGCGGCAACCUUGCAGAUCUCCUGAUUCCAGACGUCAUCGACGGUGACGCAAAAGGGAGGAAACAGAUGAUUGACUUGGAUGCUUGGGUGGCGGGCUGGAAGGCCUGGAGGGACGAUGACGAUGACAGUGAGGAUGACGACGCGAGCACACAGAAAGAUGGCGACUCAAACUACGAUUCCGACUCUGGAGAAUCCUCGGUGACCAUCACCAGCAACAUGAGCCUAUCGGAUCGCAGGAGCUUCUCAGUCAGUCUCGCCGAAUUGUGUUACUUCACUGGAACCGACUAUGAAUCAGACACGGAUGAUGAGUGGUCAGCGGCGACGGUGGGCAAUAGGCGGUCGGCAUCACUGAGCUCGGACAUGUCGGCACUGUCGUACGUGUCCGUGCUGCCCACCGAGGAGCUCGACAAGCUGCUGGAGGAUGUCAGGGGCCUGCGGGACAGCGACCUGCAGGUUGACAACGUUCAUGUGGUGGUUCUCCACAAGGAGAUGGCUGUCGGACUGGGCUUCAGUAUAGCAGGAGGCAUCGACCAGAACAAGCCGGUCAUCGUCCACAAGGUGUUCCCCAGCGGUGUGGCAGCACAAGAAGGCUCCAUCAAGGAAGGGGAUCAGGUCUUGUCCAUCAACGGCACAGCGCUUGAACGCCACACUCACUGGGAGGCUCUGAGGGUCCUGAGACGGGCCAAGACUCGUGAGAUGGGAGUGGUUGUCCUGAGAAGAGGGGGUGUUAGGAGCAUCUCAAAGGGGGCGGUGGGUCCGAUGGAGGAAGUAGGACCAACGCAGACCUCUGGGACAGAUCAGCAUAUGAAAGUGCGUCUGGAGAAGAAAAGCAGGGAUCUGGGCUUCAGUCUGGAGGGAGGUGUCGGUCUGGGAGACAAACCGCUCACCAUAAAGAAGAUCUUCCAAGGGGGUCCGGUGGACAAGAUAUGUCCCGGUGAUGAGGUGAUGGAGAUCGAAGGCGUGAGCAUGGUGGGAAUGAGGCGCCUGGAGGCCUGGACUUUGAUCCGACGGCUUCCAUCCGGACCCGUCGAUGUGGUAAUACGUCGGCCUCGUAACGCUCCAGAACUGUAGGGAAUGUGGAAUCAAAUCUGAUCUGGAGCGUUCCGAAAAUAGGCCGCUUAAGCAUAUUUGCUGAUGUAUAUUUUUAACAAAGCCAUUUACACAAGAAGGAUAAACGAUAUUUUAUGGCGGUGACAGGAUGCAGCUACCUCAAAGCCGUAUGUGAACAAAGACCGACAUUAUGUAAUAUACUGUGAAGCGAUGCUAACAGCAUUUAAAAGUUGAUAUUGCUUUUUUAAUAAAGCUGAACUCAAA
Molecule: messenger RNA, 4320 nt
Organism: Doryrhamphus excisus (bluestripe pipefish)
Lineage: Eukaryota; Metazoa; Chordata; Actinopteri; Syngnathiformes; Syngnathidae
Source: RefSeq, a predicted model, not a curated record